Molecule: messenger RNA, 621 nt
Organism: Pyrenophora tritici-repentis Pt-1C-BFP
Lineage: Eukaryota; Fungi; Ascomycota; Dothideomycetes; Pleosporales; Pleosporaceae
Source: RefSeq, a predicted model, not a curated record
AUGGCUUUGUGGAGUUGUGCAGCACAGUUUGCUGAGCUAGAUGUCCGCAUGCCUUGGCUGUUGGGCUUCAUCUCCAUGCUCCAUCAUGGAGCGUUGGUCGGUCCAGGUAGUGUGGGUGAUACUGAUGGCGUAUUGGACAGCGGCCUGCAACUCUGCUGCGGUCAUCUCGUCUUCCUAUUGACGAUCGCAGCAAGCAUGCACUCCUCCGGCUCAGCACGGCAUAGUUUGUUUGAUCAAUUCCUUUCGCAUACUAUCCACACGAGGAUCCUGAACCCCGCUUUCCUUCCGGUGGCGCUUCGCACACUUCGCGCGACACUCUUUCCUAGCAAUACGCUUGGGCCCCCACGAGAGAUGCCAACCGAUGAAGAGGCUAAGGUGAUCAAGCACCGGUGUGCCGCUACACUACUGGACUUGGUACCAUCUAAAGUAGCGGCAGGUUUCUUCGCGAGUUCCGAACACGAAGACCAAGUUCGACAAAUAGAAGAUAUUCUAAGCUGCCUCGAUGACACCUACCUCAACAAGCAUUUUGUCUUCCAGGUUGUCGAGCUGAUUGUUCUGCGCCUGUUUCCGGAACUGGGUGAUCAAGGCGUCAAGGAUCUACUAGAAGAACGCAUUAGUUAA